UAAAAGCAACAUGGCGCCUUAGCGUCCGAGGUCCGUCUGUAUUUCAGCAACAUUUCCCUGUUUCUCAGCUGUGACAUUAAUAAAACAUUCGGAAUGUUUAUCUGUUCGUUUCCGGACUGCAACAAGUCGUACGAUAAAGAGUGGAAGCUUCAGGCUCAUCUGUGUAAACACACCGGAGUGAGGCCGUUCAAGUGCGAGUUCGCUGGAUGCAGCAAAUCAUUCUGCACUAAAUCUCAUCUCGCUCGUCAUGAGUUCACUCACACCGGAGAGAAACCAUUCAGCUGCAGUCAGGACGGAUGCACACAAAGUUUCACCACAAACUUUAACUUGAAGAAACAUAUUUCACGCAAGCACACACAGGAAGCCAAGCUGUACACUUGUUCGUUUGAAGGAUGUGACAAAAGCUUCAAGAAGAACAAUCUGCUGAAAACACAUGAAAGCACACACACACUCCUGCUCCCGUACCAAUGUACGUACGAAGGCUGUGACCGACGCUUCCCGAAUCCCAGCAAGAGAAAACGUCAUGAGAAAGUGCACAAGGGUUACACGUGUCCAGCUGAAGGCUGCUCGUUCCUGGCGAAGAACUGGACUGAACUCACGAAGCACAGGAAAGAGCAUAAAGUGAGGGUGCAGUGUGACGAGUGUAAGAAGACAUUCAGGGAUCGGUGGUUCCUGAAGCAGCACCAGCGCGUACACUCGGAGUCUCGGGUGGUGUUUGUGUGUCCGAGAGACGGAUGCGAGCGUUCGUACUCCACCGCCUUCAACCUGCAGAGCCACAUCCUGUCCUUCCACCAGCAGGAGCGAGCCUUCAGCUGCACUCAGCCCGGCUGCACGAAAACCUUCUCCAUGAAACAAAGUUUACAGCGUCACUCAGUGGUUCAUGACCCCGAGAGAAAGAAACAGACGAAACCCCGUCCAACACGUUCCCUCGCGUCUCGUCUGAGUGGCUACAAAGUGCCAAAAAAAUGCACAUCAGAAACCUCGGACCUCGGCGGAUCUCCUAACGCCGUGACCAGCCAAUCAGAGACCUCUAAAUCAGACUUCAUUCAGGCAGCGAUCUCAGCAGGACCCGUUAACGAUGAACUAACAAAUCCGGUCGUUUCCGAUGUUUGUGAAGCGGUCAGAUCGGAGCCGGUGACGUCCGAGAGUCCUGUUCUGCUCAUUUUACAGCCUCUUCUGUUGGACUGAUCGAUCGACUGAUAGUCAGAAAUCACUGAAUUUCAUUCUGUAGAAACCAGCCAAUGUCAUCAUAUAGUAAAGACCACACCAGCCAAUCAGAACUCUCAGAAUUCAUAAAAAAGUCUCUGGCCUAUCAGAAUUCAGCCAAUCCCUCGAUACGGUCAUGAGCAGCCAAUGAGAAUCCAUCAGAUCAGUAGCUGUGUUCCUGUUCAUGUUUGUGACGUCUGAUGGUCUGAUAACUGACCAGUCAGAUCUCGCUGUAUAUCGUCCAAUCAGAUUCCAAUAAAGUAAAAAAAAAAAACAGUAAAUCUUAACUAUUUUUUUUUUUUAAGAAAAUCACAGCCACA
Molecule: messenger RNA, 1526 nt
Organism: Tachysurus vachellii
Lineage: Eukaryota; Metazoa; Chordata; Actinopteri; Siluriformes; Bagridae
Gene: gtf3aa
Product: general transcription factor IIIAa
Exons: 9
Coding region: 94-1188 (364 amino acids)
Cellular component (GO): nucleus
Source: RefSeq, a predicted model, not a curated record